AGAAAAUGGCAUUGAAAGGUGUAAAAGUUGUCGAAAUGAUGGGACUUGCCCCUGGUCCGGUAUGUGGUAGUUUAUUGGCGGACUUUGGAGCAAACGUAACUGUGGUGCAAAAGAUCAGUCCAACUCCAUUUGAUGUAAUGUCUAACGGAAAGAGAAUGUUAUCGGUGAAUCUAAAAACCCAAGAAGGAGUCAAUGUAGUGAAAAAGCUGUGCUCGACAUCCGAUGUACUUUUGGAUACAUUUCGACCAGGCGUUAUGGAAAAGCUGGGGUUAGGUCCGGAAAUUCUUAUGAAAGAAAAUCCUAAACUCGUCUACGCCCGAUUAACAGGAUACGGUCAAAAUGGAUUCUACAAAAAUAAAGCUGGUCACGAUAUCAAUUAUGUUGCCAUGUCUGGUAUACUUUCAUUACUUAGCAGAAAUAAACAACCCCCAACACCACCUUUAAAUCUUCUAAGUGAUUUUGCUGGAGGUGGUGUACUUUGUGCUCUAGGUAUAGUAUUAGCUUUGUUUGAACGAACGAAAUCGAACAGAGGGCAGAUUAUAGACACUAGUAUGACAGAAGGAGCUGCAUACGUUGGUAAGUGGCUAUUUAAAUCAAGAGAGUUGCCAAUUUGGUCGGGAGAACCGGGUACGAAUGUUCUUGAUGGGGGAUUUGCAUGUUACCAGACAUACAAAACUAAAGAUGGAAAGUUUAUGGCAGUAGGAGCCCUCGAACCACAAUUCUAUUCAGAGUUGUUGAAAGGGUUACAAUUGUCUGAAGAAGAAUAUAUUCAAGGUGACAAUAACGAAUACUGUAAGGAAAAAUUCCAAGAAGUAUUUCUGACGAAGACCCAAGAAGAAUGGUGUAAGAUAUUUGAACAAUUUGAUGCAUGUGUCACUCCAGUAAUAGAUAUAGAAGAAGUAGAUAAACAUAAAUUUCGGGCAUCUGACACAUCUUUUCAUCGCGAUGAAAAUGAUAAGAUUGUACCGGAACCGGUUCCCAAAUUAUCUCGUACUCCAGGGAUAUCUAGUGGUUGUAAGCCUUUACCAGUGCCUGGACAACAUACUAUUGCCAUAUUAUAUGAGUUAGGAUAUACUAAGGUCGAAAUCGAAAAACUUAUCGAAAAUAACCAUGUUUAUGCAAUUAGAAAAUCGAAUUUAUAA
Spodoptera littoralis (African cotton leafworm) is the source of this 1142-nucleotide messenger RNA. NCBI's taxonomy places the organism in Eukaryota, Metazoa, Arthropoda, Insecta, Lepidoptera, Noctuidae. The record is from the annotation of a GenBank genome assembly.